AUGUCGAACUCACAAGUUUCUCGUUUUUUAAAAAAUGCUUUUGGCCGUAAAGAACAAGCAUACGUUCCUAUACCGACUUCUGGGAUUAAUGAGCGUUCUUCACAGGAGACAAGCGAAGAGGAUACAAUACAACAAGUACCUCCCGAAGAUAAUUAUCGAGUUGUAUAUUUGAUAUUUUUAUUACAGGGUGUUGCAAUGCUUUUAGGAUGGAACGUAUUCAUUAAUGCCUCUGUAUUCUUUCAACAGAGUUUUCUUGGGUCAGGUUUUGCAGAUAAUUUUCAAAACUACUUUUCUAUCGUAUAUAUGAGUUCGAAUCUUUUUUUUCUCGGACUUGCUUUGCUUACUCAUAAGUCGGAAAAUAUUUCUUUUCGAAUUACCUUUGCAAUUUCGCUUAUGAUAUCCAUUUUCGUAUUAAUUGCAAUAUCAACUCAUUAUAUUGAGUUCUUUGGUCCCACAAUUUAUUUUUAUUUUGUUGUCACAUCGAUUGGUAUUAUGGGUGCAACGGCUGCAUUACAGCAAAAUGAAAUUUUCGCUCUUGUUUCACAAUUUUCACCUAUUUAUACGCAGUCAGUCAUGAGCGGUCAAGGUUUUGCCGGGUCAGCAAUCGCAGUUUCUCAAAUUCUUAGUGCUUUGAUGAUCCCACCAUCAUCAAAUCUAGACGAAAACGAUUUACGUCGCAGUGCACUUUUAUAUUUUAUUUGUGCUACCAUAAUUUCUCUCGUUACUUUAAUAUCUUACUUUAUCCUGAUUCGCUUACCUCUUUAUCUACAUUACAUACAAGUCAGAAUGAUACAGAAUGCAGAAAGUGUCGAAAAUACAUAUGAUCAGAAGUUACUUAAGGAAACAUUUAAUAAAAUCCGUAUUCUAGCAUUUACGGUGGGUUUCGUUUUCUUUGUGACCUUAUCACUUUUUCCGUCAAUCACUACAUCUAUCAAAUCAGUUGUCGAUGAAGAAAACAAGAGUAAAUUUCGUCAAGAUUAUUUAUUUAUACCUUUACAUUUCUUGAUAUUUAAUAUUGGAGAUUGGCUUGGUCGAAGUUUACCAUCUUUACAAUCAUUUGUCACAACAGAUUCUGUAAAACUUGCACUCAUGUCGAUUGCACGUAUUAUAUUUUUUCCAAUUUUCUUAAUGUGCAAUGUUGAUGUUGGUUCAUAUGGAACAAGAACCUGGCCAUUAAUGAUUAACAGCGAUUUAAUUUAUUUUUUAACCUUGUGGUUAUUUGCGGUAUCUAACGGUUACAUGGGUUCAUUAACGAUGAUGGCUGCGCCACAAGUUGAAGGCGUUAAUAAAGGUUUAGCGGGAACUAUUAUGUCUUUUUGCCUAGUACUUGGAUUAGCCAUUGGUUCUGUCUUUUCUUUUCCGAUGCGUGCGAUCAGUUGUAGUUGUAAUCCCAUUGGAAACAUUUGA
Molecule: messenger RNA, 1407 nt
Organism: Funneliformis mosseae
Lineage: Eukaryota; Fungi; Glomeromycota; Glomeromycetes; Glomerales; Glomeraceae
Source: the annotation of a GenBank genome assembly